CGCCUGGACAGUUGAACCAACCAACUCGACCACCAUCAAAUCCAUCACCACUGUCAAACUCGACAACAUCUUGCAUCUCUACGACAUCUGCGCCUUGAUGCGAUGGCUGCAAACGCCAAGUACACGGCCGCGCCUCAGCGGGAUUCUCUCGAUACGGCUCACUACUCCCAAGCUCCACCCUCAUAUGCUGACGAACCGUCGUCUUCCACCGACCAAGCUGCUCUUCUUGGAGGCCCACGAAGCAGCGAAGACAACAUCCCCGAUGACUUCAAGUUUGGAGGCUCCGUCGCUGAGGCUACCAUCGACAUUCGGAUGGCGUUCGUGAGAAAGGUCUACGCUAUUCUGUCUGUGCAACUGAUUGCUACCGCGGUUCUGAGCUCGAUUUCUUUCUGGAGUGCUGGUUACAAGGACUGGAUCCAAACCCAUUCAUGGAUGAUGUACCUUUCGCUUUUCGGUGCCAUCGGCUUUAUGCUGUUGACUUACUGGAAGAGGAAGAGCUAUCCCAUGAAUCUCUUCUUCCUCGCCGGCUUUACCGGGCUUGAAGCCUACUCAGUGGCCGUUAUUGUAUCAUUUUUCGACACCAAAAUAGUCCUUCAGGCUGUCCUCCUUACAGCUGGUAUCUUCGUUGGCCUCACACUCUUCGCAUGCCAGACCAAGUACGAUUUCACCUCCUGGAUGCCCUAUCUGUUUGGAGGGCUGUGGGCAUUGAUCUUGUUCGGAUUCGUCGCUGCCUUCUUCCCUUACUCCAGCACAACCGAGCUUAUCUAUGGCGGUCUCGCUGCUCUGAUCUUCUCCGGAUACAUUCUUGUGGACACUCAGCUCAUCAUGAGACACUACCACGUUGAGGAGGAAAUUGCAGCUGCCAUCAGCCUCUACCUCGAUGUCAUCAACCUGUUCCUCGCCAUUCUCCGAAUUCUCAACAGCCAACAGAACAACUAGAGAUAUGGGGAUGGUAUAGCAGAGUAGCCGCAAGCUUUGGGAGGACUGGGUGGUGCAUUACCUACACGGUUUCAUUCAUGGACAGUACUUUUGGCGUUGACGGCCAGGGAAAGGAAAAUAUGCGUUCCUGAAGGCAUUGGAUUUCGGCAUCACUGUUCAAUAGUCUAUGCUUCUUUCGUGAGCAGAAAUUGAAUAAAACACUCCCUCUUUGCUCUGAGCAGUUGCCACUGAAGCAUCUCGGAUAGCAGAAUACCAUCCUAUGCGGGAAACUCGUGACUACACCUCAGAUCCUCUCGGUUAGCUUUGAGGUGCGUGGGCUCGUGGCCCAAUGAUCGACUCCUAUUUGUUGCAACGGUCCGGAGAGGGGUCCGGUUAAUCCAGCACUUCAAUGUUUAGCACCGAG
Hyaloscypha bicolor E is the source of this 1342-nucleotide messenger RNA. Its product is annotated as transmembrane bax inhibitor motif-containing protein-like protein 4. The coding region runs from base 103 to 939 and encodes 278 amino acids. Lineage: Eukaryota; Fungi; Ascomycota; Leotiomycetes; Helotiales; Hyaloscyphaceae. The record is from RefSeq and is a predicted model, not a curated record. Gene Ontology annotation, cellular component: membrane. The transcript is spliced from 4 exons.